Pyricularia oryzae 70-15 is the source of this 1656-nucleotide messenger RNA. RefSeq lists its product as uncharacterized. Bases 574 to 1362 code for a protein of 262 amino acids. The transcript has 2 exons. The record is from RefSeq and is a predicted model, not a curated record. Lineage: Eukaryota; Fungi; Ascomycota; Sordariomycetes; Magnaporthales; Pyriculariaceae.
UUGGAACUUGCAAGCUCCCCCGACAAGCAAAUGGGGGCGACUGAGGUUCGUCCAAUCCACGCAACCUCGUGGUCAGUUACUUGCAUCGCGCACCCGUUUUUGAGUAAAAUUCACUUGUCGCGAGGAAUCAUUCCCGUUGGCCUCCAUAACAGCCUGGCGGGGACAAGGCGAGCCCAAGACGGACAUCACGCCAUCAAACCUGCAGGCCGCAGGGCAUCAUUACUUAGCCUUUGGGCUCAAUUGAACAAGCGAUUGCCUAAGCUAUCCAUAGCUACCGUACCUUAUUUUCAACGGUCGGGGCAAAAAAAAAAAAAAAAAAAAAAAGAAAAUAAAAAAAAGAGAAAAAAGAGCAAAGAAAAAGAAAACCGUUUGGCGGCUGGCGCCACUAUAUCACGACAUACAAUAAUCCUGGACCGCGACCCUCGCUAGGUAGAGCUCGAGCCCAGCUGCUACCUGUGCUUGAUCUCCAUCUAUUACUGCUCCAGGAAGGGUGCAUUCACGUGCGUACAGACCAGCAGCAGCCUGGUCCCUUCACAAACCAAAAACCCUGCCCGUCGCAGCCAAUAAUCCAUCAUGGGUCUAUUCGACGACGCCGCCUCGGCCAUGUCCGGGACCCAGUCCUCCUCCCGGAAGCACCGGUCAUCAUCGCACAAGCAUCACAAGAGCAGCAGCCGCCGCGACAGGUCCAGAUCGCGAUCCCGCUCCCCGGGCAUCGCUGCCAGCAUCUUCGGCGGCGGCGACUACAACAAGCGCAACUCGUCGCGGUCAUCCUUCUUUGGCCUGGGAGGAGACAGCCACUACCACAAGAACAACGCCAGCCGUGGUAGCUUUUUCAACCUAGGGAACUCUAGCCGGGGUAGCAUCUUUGGGUUCGGCGGUGGCCGCUCUCCAUCAUACUACAAACGUUCUCCGCGUCAAAACUUCAUGCAGCGCGCCUACAAGAAGCUCAAGCGUCUACUCCGCGACCUCGUCCACUACGCCAAGCGCCACCCCUACAAGGUCUUCAUGCUUGCCGUAAUGCCUCUCAUCACCGGCGGAGCCCUGACCGCGCUGCUGGCUCGGUUCGGGCUACGCAUGCCUCCGGCUCUCGAGGGCAUGCUGGGUCUCGGUGCCAAGGCCAUGGCUGGCGACAGCAUAGGGCUUGUCGGCGAGGCCGUACGGAUGGCGAGUGGUGCCGGCGCUGGUGCGGCCAGCGUCAGCGUAGCCAGGGGUUGGGACGGUGAGCGAAGCUGGGAAAGGCGAACGGUAGACCGGGGUGGUGACGAUGACUUAUUAUACGGGGCACUGGGGAGCCUAGGGAGCUCGUUCAAUGGUGGUGGUAGCGGUGGAUGGAUGGGCAAUGUCGCCAAGAUGUUUUCCUGAACUGUGGUUUCUGAUAACUUGUGCUGUAUUUUUUGUCUUGUUUCUUGUUUGUUCGUCCCUUGUGCUAGGGUUUCUUGGCUAUAUUGGCGUUCCUGGGAUUAUCGCAGUCAAGCGCCUGAGUUAGCGGUAGACUUUUGGGUAAAUGGACUUUAUGAUCAUCAUAGUUUUUGUCUGUCCAGGCUUUCAAAUCGCAAGUCAUUUGCUUCCUGAGACAGUAUCUGUGCUAAUGUCAUCAGCAAGUUUCAGGUGUGAGAAGAUAGGGAGAGUCGACAAUAAUUAAAACAUGAAAUUCUG